Molecule: messenger RNA, 576 nt
Organism: Artibeus jamaicensis (Jamaican fruit-eating bat)
Lineage: Eukaryota; Metazoa; Chordata; Mammalia; Chiroptera; Phyllostomidae
Gene: ATP5PF
Product: ATP synthase peripheral stalk subunit F6
Exons: 4
Coding region: 118-441 (107 amino acids)
Biological process (GO): proton motive force-driven ATP synthesis
Molecular function (GO): proton transmembrane transporter activity
Source: RefSeq, a predicted model, not a curated record
CAUAAUGCAUUGCGAUGGCGGGUGGGGCGGGGCCAAGGCCGGAAGUAGAAUUGUGGCGGCGGUGGAGGCUGUGGUGGCCGUGGCAGCUCCGGACUGAGUGCAAGUCACAGAGUCACCAUGAUUCUUCAGAGGCUCUUCAGGUUGUCCUCGGCCGUUCAGUCUGCAGUCUCAGUCUAUUUGAGGAGGAAUAUUGGUGUGACAGCAGUGGCAUUUAAGGAACUCGAUCCUGUACAGAAACUCUUCGUGGACAAGAUUAGAGAAUACAAAACUAAGCGACAGUCGUCCGGAGGCCCUGUUGACACUGGCCCAGAGUACCAGCAGGAUUUGGAGCGGGAGCUGUUCAAGCUUAAGCAAAUGUACGGAAAAGCAGACAUGAACGCUUUCCCUGACUUCAAAUUUGAAGAUCCCAAAUUUGAAGUCAUCGAUAAACCCCCGUCCUGAAGAAAUGUAAAAUUUAUCUGGUAAUUUUCACUUGAUAAGUUGUGCAACUGAUCAGAAGUACCGGAAUAAACAUACAUUUCAGCAACCAUCAGAUGUUCUUUAAUUCUGAUUCCAAAUAAAUUAUUUGAUGAUGUA